Triticum dicoccoides is the source of this 2030-nucleotide messenger RNA. Its product is annotated as heat stress transcription factor A-2e-like. Gene Ontology annotation, biological process: cellular response to heat; regulation of transcription by RNA polymerase II. Gene Ontology annotation, molecular function: DNA-binding transcription factor activity; RNA polymerase II cis-regulatory region sequence-specific DNA binding. The coding region runs from base 496 to 1557 and encodes 353 amino acids. The record is from RefSeq and is a predicted model, not a curated record. The transcript has 2 exons. Gene Ontology annotation, cellular component: nucleus. NCBI's taxonomy places the organism in Eukaryota, Viridiplantae, Streptophyta, Magnoliopsida, Poales, Poaceae.
CCACGCCACACAUGCCCACCGCUUCCGCGGGGCCGCACCGCAUAUUCGCACGCGCACCGCUUCCAGAACCUUCCAUCCCCAAAGCGGCCACUGCUACCGGCUACUCCCCAGUCCCCACCCCGCCCCGCCACCUACCUACCAGGCUACCACCCUCCCUCCUCCGCCGCCGCUGCCUUCCUGCGCGGCGCACCCAUCGCCCUCGCCGGUCAGAUUCCGUCCGCGGCGCGCGGAGAUCUCGCCGGGGUCACGGUGAUCACGCCCGCGCCGUGCCUCUCCGCGUCUCUCUUCCCUGCUUCCGCCGCCUCCAGCGCCGCCGCUGCUAGCUGCUAGCUGCUAGGCGUGCCUCGUCACGGGACUAGGCCGCCCAUUCCUCCCCGCCCUUUUGUCACGCGCAAGCCGUGCCCACUUGCGCCAGCCACAUCAAGGCUUGCACGGGGCAAAAAAAACCCUGUCACAAGGCGCGGUCCUCGAUCGGCGGUGGGCUCUGCCGCUGCCAUGAGCCACCGGAUGAUGAUGAGCCCGGUGAAGGUGGAGGGCCGCCGCUGCCCCGACCCCGACCCGGCGGCGGCCGCAGGCGGAGGGGCGCCGAGGCCGAUGGACGGGCUGGGCGACGCCGGGCCCACGCCGUUCCUCGCCAAGACCUACGACAUGGUCGACGACCCCGCCACCGACGCCGUCGUCUCCUGGACCGCCACCAGCAACAGCUUCGUCGUCUGGGACCCGCACCUCCUCGCCACCCUGCUGCUGCCGAGGUACUUCAAGCACGGCAACUUCUCCAGCUUCGUACGACAGCUCAACACCUACGGCUUCAGAAAGGUAGACCCUGACAGGUGGGAAUUUGCAAAUGAGGGGUUCUUGCGAGGGCAGAGGCACCUUCUCAGAAAUAUUAAGCGCCGAAAACCUACACACGGGUCUCAGAAUCAGCAUUCUCUUGGCUCCUACCUUGAGGUGGGGAACUUUGGACAUGACGUGGAGAUAGAUCAGCUGAAAAGGGACAAGCAGCUCUUGAUGGCUGAAGUGGUGAAGCUCAGGCAGGAGCAACAGAACACAAGGUCAGGUCUGCAAGCCAUGGAAAAGAGGCUGCAAGGAACCGAGCAGAAGCAACAGCAGAUGAUGUCGUUCUUGGCGCGAGUCAUGCAGAAUCCCGUGUUCAUACGCCAGCUGAUCUCUCAGAGUGAGAUGAGGAAGGAGCUCGAAGAUGCCAUGUCAAAUAAAAGGCGGCGCCGCAUCGACCAGGGACCUGAAGCUGUCGAUAGCAUGGGCAAUGGCUCUACUCUGGAGCAAGGGUCACAAGUAAUGUUUGAGCAGCAAGAGCCAGUGGACUCGCUCGUGAACGGUGUCAUAUCCGAUCUUGAAAGCUCGUCCGUCGAUACAAAGGGGGCUGAGGUGCAGCAGAGUGUCGCUUCCAGCCGUUCGGAGCAACUGAGAGGCAGGCCCAGUGGAGAGCUAAAUGAUGAUUUCUGGGAGGACCUACUGCAUGAAGGGGGGCUCGGCGAGGAGGCCAGCAACCUUGUGGUUCCAGAUGACAUGAACUUGUUGGCUCAGAAGAUGGACUAGCUCCACUUGAAGAACACAAAAUCUGGACAGUAGCCCAUCGCCGAGCAGCCCCGAGAAUCCUUACCAGCAAGCCUGUUGUUAUAUAUAUGUGUAUAUAUAUGCCCAUGUCGGCCAUGAUCAGUCAGUCGAGUAGAUCACUGCCGCCUUUGGUGAUGAUGCUACCAUAUUAUCUUGGUGUCGGUCUUAUUUUCGUCAUUGCCGUGUUUAGUUCAGCUUUCGGGAGGAUUCUAUUUGGUAUCAGUUAUUUCUGCUAGCUACUGUCGGUCUAACGAACUGCAGUGUUUCUGCUAGCUCGUGUAUUGGCAUUGUCAGUAUCAGUAUGAGAAAUAAAUAGAAGAGUACCCAGUAUAUAGCACCUGUAUCUGCAGUGAUUGUAUCUGGAUGAUUUCGAUGUACCGUAUCCUGUUGUGUCUAUGUAUAAUGUACCCCUUAUUACCAUGUAUUUUAGGCAACUGUACUUGUUUGCUUACUUU